Messenger RNA from Anopheles nili, 4327 nucleotides. RefSeq names its product mucin-12 (gene Socs36E). Gene Ontology annotation, cellular component: phosphatidylinositol 3-kinase complex. Gene Ontology annotation, biological process: intracellular signal transduction; phosphatidylinositol phosphate biosynthetic process. The coding region runs from base 1 to 3876 and encodes 1291 amino acids. The transcript has 7 exons. The record is from RefSeq and is a predicted model, not a curated record. Lineage: Eukaryota; Metazoa; Arthropoda; Insecta; Diptera; Culicidae. Gene Ontology annotation, molecular function: 1-phosphatidylinositol-3-kinase regulator activity.
AUGGGGGGCAAACACAGCCGCCUCCAGCGAGAGCAGAAGCACCAGCUACGGAAGCACAAGAAGGAGCGAAAAACGUUCAAAAGUGGUCCUCCCGGUGUCGAGGAAGUAGUCAAAGAAGCCGCAACAAGGCCUGACAACGUGGGAUCGAAGACACCUGAACAUCGAUCGGUGGUACAGGAGUUACAACGGGGGUUGGCGGGUCCAUCCUCCACCAGCAACAACAUUGCUGACGUGUUAGAGGACGACCAGCAGCAGUUGGUCGUUGGUGUCGAUGCGCCCGUCGCGACAGUGAACGUGACCGAACGUGACGUCGAGCGCGUGGGACGUGCUGUCUGCGACCUGGAAGCGGAGGAUAGCGCAAAAAGCUCCGUUACCAUCACGAUUUGCAUGCUAAAAAUGGAAGCGAAUGGAACACCGGCGACGGUACCGGAGAAUUCCCCAACGGUGGUCACCAAUGAUGACACUGCUGAUGCAGCUGGAACAAUUGAAACACAACCACAAGCGGGUAGUUCACUUUCCCGAUCGCAAACACCGGCACCAAGCUGUGCGUGCUUGGAGAAUGGUAAUUUGAACCCAUCGAAUGCCUCAGCCACUGAUGAAACUGCUCCGGAAGCAAGAGAACCAGUGACAGCGGUGUGUAACUGCCAAACCAACGCACCAGCAGUGAUCAGCAGUAAUGAUCGUGCGAUUGAAAACCGGCUAAACAACAACGAAACCCACACGGCGACACCUACAUCAACAACAUCGUUCAGUACGUCCAGUACUCCAAGUAUGGCGAUGUGGUCUUCCAACUUCCUUACGAUGCCGAAUGGGGGGAACGUGCCAGCAGCUUCAUCGGGCGCUGCUCCAUCGAUGUCGCUUAUGUUUGAUGCACACGAUCCUACCUCCCCGAUUGGGCAUCUGUUGCAUCGGUUGCGCCAUCUGCACCAUCAUCAUCACCAUCACCAUCAUCAUCAUCACCAUCUGAUGCAUUUGCAUCAUCUGCAUCAUCAUCACCGUGCGGCGGGUGUGAUCGGUGACUUGGUACCGCCAGAUUGCGCGAUCGCUGGAGAAGAUUGGAGACAGCAACAGAACCGUCCCCAAUGGGUUACGGGAUCGAGUGGUGGGCUGACAGGAGCAGCAGGAUGUAGUAAUGGAUCUACCGUGAGGUUUACAAACUCGUCAUCAGCAAUGGCCGGUCCGUUGUUGACUGAUAUUGACAUCGAUCUUAAGGAUAAGCUGGAAGGAUUGCAGCUCGGUAGUACAGCGGGACAGCAGAAUAGCAACACAAGCAACAACAAUCUGCUUGAGAUGGGUGGUGGUGAACACCCGAACAGUGUUGGAGAGUGUCCUACAUGUUGUGCAAUGGCAAUGGCGGCUAACGCUCAGGGAACGCUUGGUGCAGGAUUGUUAAACGGAAGCUCUGACGCCGCGGGUUCUUCCAUCUACAACGGAAACGUCGGUGAGGUGGAGGAAAAGAUUCUUAACACCUCUAACCAACCGUCGGAAGUAACGACCAACGGUGGUAAAGGAGCUGACGCGGUUGUUCCGGUGCUGGAGACGUCGCAGGCGAUAGAUAACGGCCCCACGGUCCUUCCAGGAGGUGAUCAGAUUUCAUCGGAGCUGGACAACACAACAGCUGGUUCAUCUUCACCGGAAUCCUCGUCGGCUACUGGAACUACGCCAGCCAGCAUAAGCGCUGGCAAGGACGAUACUACGAAGGACGUCGUGCGGACCGCUGCGGUGGAAGACGAUUCCUCGAAGCACACAACAGCAGCAGCAGCAACUACGGCCAGCAGCAGCAGUGCGGUGGUACCGACGAGUUCAGCAUUUUCCACCAACGACAGUUCACAAACGACCACGGUUCCGACCGGUGGUGUAUCCUCGUCGACGGUUGGAUCAAAAACAACGGCUACCACUGGACCGUCGUGUUGCAAUCGCAAGCAAUCAUCCUCCGCUGCGGCUACGCUUUUCAGUUCCUUAUCACUCGCCGGAAGACGCUCACGUUCAUCGAACGCUCGCACCUCCACUGGCAACUGCUGCACGGAGGCCACAACAUCCUCGGAGCAUCAGCAGCCGCAGCAACAUCAUCAGCGAUCGUUCACCAACUGGAUAUCGGGCGGAGGAGGACAUAAGCAGCAGGGCGCAAAAAGUGGUUCAUCCAAAAAUGGCCGCACGGCUACUGCUCCAGAGGUGAACUCCGCUACCGGAAGUGCCAAAUCGAAGAAACCCAACUGGCGCAUAGCACUGAACUGUUCAAUCUCACUGUCCCGAGCGGCUGGUGCCGCGGUCGGGCACGGUAAAUCAUCCAGCGGACAGUCACGGGCUACUAGUAGCGGAUCGGUAGCCACCGGUGGACAAAAAUCGAAGCCCAAAGCAUUGACGGCACAACAGGCUGCUGCAUUGAGUGGUUGCGGAUCGUCCGCGAACGCAUCGAUACCAGUAGCCAUGAGCAACAGUAUUGCAUCGGGAAGUGGUGGCUCAUCGCUUCGUGGAAGCUCGCUGAUAACGAGUGGCGUAACGGCGAAGCUGCUCAAGGGAGAUUCGGAUAAGGACGAUUCGUGCGUUUGCACGGCGUAUCGGAAGAUGAGCGAGUCACCGCCACCACCGACACCGGCAUCACCCGCGGCACCAACGUCCACAACGACCUCUGCGGCCGGUCCGCGACGAAUGGAAGCCACCGAUUGGCUAGAAGAAGCGAUGCAACGGUCCGGCUUGGUGCCACUAAAUCUCCAUAUGCUGGGUUCGCUUCGGCCAGGCAGCGGCAACAGUGGCUCAUCGCCGAUACCUUUCACUAAUGUGCCAGCGCCAUUGCUAUCGCUCGGUUCGGAAUCCUUGCUACCUGCCUCGAUGCUGCCCGGCGGUGGCCAUCAUCACCACCAUCACGCGGUAACCGCCGCCAUGGUCGCCGAUCCGCAUCAACCGUUCUUCUUCCCCACGGCGGCUGGGGCACCGCAUGGGCCGGCUGGACCGGCCGGAAGUGGGACCCUGUUCGGUGCGCUUCCGAUUGGCCCGAACCAUCACGCAUCCCCGAACGAUGUGAUACUGCUCUCCGACUCACCUGUUCUGUUUGAUCUCACGAGUGACGACUUUUCGGUGGAGGAUUGCGACGAACGGGCUCGGAUCCAGCGAGAGUUGGAAAUCCGCGAGGGUGUAGAUGCACCACCCAACUUCCACCCGCGCCGUCUAAUGUCCGGUGGAACGAUAGCGUCUGGACCUGCAGCUAACCAUCCGAUUGCGUUCUUCUACUCGCGCGACCUAAUGCAGCAAGGGUUGAUAAUGGCGAACAAGCUGAUCCAGCCACUUGAUCCUGGGUGUGCAGGUGCUAUAGCGGGUCGUGCCGGUUUCGGUCGGUUGCGCAUUCACUCACAGGUCGACUUCAUUCACUGCCUGGUGCCGGAUCUGCAGAAGAUCACCAGCUGUAGCUUCUACUGGGGCAAAAUGGAUCGGUAUGAAGCGGAACGGCUGCUUGAGGGUAAACCGGAGGGUACGUUCCUGUUGCGGGACUCGGCCCAGGAGGAGUUUCUGUUUUCCGUGUCCUUCCGCAAGUACGGCCGCUCGUUGCACGCUCGGAUUGAGCAGUUCAAUCACAAGUUCAGCUUCGAUUCUCGUGAUCCCGGUGUGUUUACGGCGUCAACGGUGACGGGACUGUUGGAGCACUAUAAGGACCCAUCCUGCGUGAUGUUCUUCGAGCCGAUGCUGACGUUCCCGCUGAAUCGCAACUUCAGCUUCAGCCUGCAGCAGCUCUGCCGUGCCGCGAUCGUCAGCAACACUACGUAUGACGGUAUCAACGAGCUUUCGCUACCGAAAUCCCUGAAGGCGUACCUCAAAGAGUAUCACUAUCGCCAGCGAGUUCGUUUCCGCCCGAUGGACGAGCACUUAUACUCCAACGCGUAGCUGCUCGACGACGAUGACGACGAUCGUGAGAUAAUGGACGAUGGCGACAAUGACGAGGGUUAUCAUGAUGAUGAAGAUGACAAUGGUGAUCACAGUGACGAUGAGAGAAUAACCAACAAGCGUGGAAGAAGAGCGCGAUUGCGAACCUACAACAAUGCCAUAGGUUGCUUACCGAACAUCGAUACGACGAUUGGAAGUUUUCGUCGUCAUUUCUACUGCCAGCUUCAUGCAGCUCCAAACGUACAAUCUACCACGACACAACGGCAAACGGGUAAUCCAUGUGCCUGUUUCGGUCAGUCUAAAGUAGCCAAAAAGCAUCGGCGAUCUUUGCGCUCCCGGUGGCAGAAACGUUUCCAGUGCAAAAACAAUGCGUUCGAUGGUAAUUCGCAACAAUCAGCAGCAGUGUCAUCGUGGUUGUCCUCGUCGUCCCGUUGGACGGUCGUAGUAAAGC